AAGAAAAUAAUUACUAUUGCCGCUGCCGUAGGAUGCCUCCUUCUCGCCAGUGGCUUGAUUAUCAUGACGAUCAUUCUCGCUGGCUCAGACACUGGAGAAACCUCAGACGAAGCUGAAGAGAAGGAUAAGUAUGAAGGUUACGCACCACGACCGCUGAUGCCGCGCCCUAAAACCACCCCACCUCCUAUCCCCACCAAGACAUCGACGAAAGCGCGAAUAACGACAACGACUACAAGAACCACAACAAGCACAACAACCACAACAGCCACACCGACCACGACUGGUACCAUUCCGCAUUACUUCAUUAAGUGUACCGUGGGAGAGAUGUUCAAGUAUGACGACAGUUACAAGUCUGCGAACUGUGAUUACUUCAUCUUCGACAGCGUCAUUCCAACGGCAAGUGGAUUAAUUGGGUCUGAGGAUCAGCAUGCCUGGAUGGCGUUCAACAGCAUGACGUGGACAGGAAGUCCGAAGCCGGAACUUGGAGUUUCGUUUCCGGGAAGUGAUGUCGACCAGUUGACUGCUGCCAUCUCGCAGACUGUCGCCCUGAGUGCAUUGAAAAAUCUCUUCACAAAAGGAUUCAGACUGUUCGGCGUUCUCAACUGCUUCGGAACCGCGUCCCUACUUUCUAGUAGCAGAUCUGCGUUCGAAGGCUUGUUUGAUAAAAUACUCUCCUCGAUGGGCGCACCCCAAAGGGGUGCUCGGGGUGCAUUCUUCAUUGGACUGCACCUGUCGGCGGGAUCGACAGCGCAGAGCGCUUCACUCAUGCAGUAUGCAACCGCUAUCAAACACCUGGACGUGCUCAUUCUUCAGACUCACAUCACUCCGCCACCCGCAGUGAAUGCGAGCGACUGCUUCAUCUACCCGACUAGCUCGUGGUCGCAAACUCCUAUCGAGAACGGCACCUAUUCUUCAGUACAAAGGGCCGCCCAGAUGCUUUCCGCUGCACCCAACACAAACCUGUCCUUUGGUAUUUCCUUUUCGAUGCGCGUCAACAUCUAUGAGCUUCCAACGGAAGCGACGACUUCAUCGGCAGCUGCGAAACAAGCCUGUGCCUCUCGCAACUACGGAGACUUAAACAGCAUGUGCGGUCCAUCUGCUUACUCCACUUUCCUCCAGGACGAUGACUGUAUAAAUAUAGACUUCAUAAUCGGAAAGAAAUUCGCCUACACGUUUAGUAACCAACCUUGCAUCAACGUAUUAUACGAUAUGGCUAGGAAAGAAGUGCAAAAGAGUUCGAAGUUCGGCGUUCUGCUAGCGGACAUCAAUAUGGACACCGCUGAAUGUAUACAUUGGGAACGCCGGGAGACACUGUGGAGAGUUACAGAAGCGAGUAACUUGCUCCGCACCUUGCGUCGAGAUUAUCCCUGAAAGGCUGCACUUGGAGCUGCAAGCGAAAAUGCGUUAAUGAUAUUUGAAUGGCUCACCGCUCGAGUAAUAAAAGUGGUUGCCAUAUC
Ornithodoros turicata is the source of this 1457-nucleotide messenger RNA. RefSeq lists its product as uncharacterized. The transcript has 8 exons. NCBI's taxonomy places the organism in Eukaryota, Metazoa, Arthropoda, Arachnida, Ixodida, Argasidae. The record is from RefSeq and is a predicted model, not a curated record. Bases 64 to 1371 code for a protein of 435 amino acids.